Messenger RNA from Microtus oregoni (creeping vole), 1650 nucleotides. RefSeq names its product bromodomain-containing protein 4-like. NCBI's taxonomy places the organism in Eukaryota, Metazoa, Chordata, Mammalia, Rodentia, Cricetidae. The transcript has a single exon. Gene Ontology annotation, biological process: virion assembly. Bases 1 to 1650 code for a protein of 549 amino acids. The record is from RefSeq and is a predicted model, not a curated record. Gene Ontology annotation, molecular function: nucleic acid binding; zinc ion binding.
AUGGGACAAACCCUAACCACCCCUUUGAGCCUUACUUUAGACCACUGGCCUGGUGUCCGCGCCCGAGCCGACAACCUGUCAGUCGAUGUUCGAAAGAAGAAAUGGGUGUUCUUUUGUUUGUCCAAGUGGCCUACUAUUGGGGCAGAAUGGCCAAGAGACGGCACUUCCAAUCUCAAUAUUAUUUCCCAGGUUAAGGCAAAAGUGUUCAGCCGGGGACCACAUGGACACCAGGAUCAACACACCUACAUCGUUACCUGGGAAAGUUUGGCACGUGACCCGCCCCUAUGGGUCCAGCCCUUUGUCAUCUCUAACAAAACCCAACCUCCUCUUACCCCUACAGCCCCUAAGGCUCCCCCUCCUCUGGAGAGCCAACCGCUUGUGCCUCUUCCUCCUGCACCUUCCCCUGCCCCACCCUCUUCUUCCCUAUACCCCUCCAUUCUUAAGGAGAAGAUUCCCAAAGAAAAACCUCUGAAACAUACCCCUGUGCCCCCUUCCGUCCUUCCUCCAAACCCUGACUCUCCCCUCACUGACCUUCUAUUAGAAGAACCCCCUCCUUAUGCAGAUCCAGAGGAUCCAGAGAGUCCGGAUGGGCCAGAGACUGCAGCGGCGGGUGGACAGCCUGCACAAGUCUCCCCAGCCCCUUCACCCAUGGCUGGAAGACUCUGGCGAAGGCGAGAGCCACCCCCUGAUUCCACUUCUCAUGCCCUACCCUUGAGAGAGGGCCCAAACGGCCAACAGCAAUACUGGCCAUUCUCUGCCUCAGAUCUAUACUAUUGGAAACACCAUAACCCCCCAUUCUCCAAAGAUCCAAUAAUGCUGACUAACCUGAUUGAGUCUAUUUUAGUCACCCACCAGCCCACUUGGGAUGAUUGCCAGCAACUCUUGCAAGCCCUGCUGACCUCAGAGGAAAAGCAAAGAGUCUUUUUGGAGGCUCAGAAAAACGUCCCAGCCGACAACGGUAGCCCAAACCUUUUGCCUAACGAAAUUGACAAGGCCUUCCCUCUGAUGCAACCUGACUGGGAUUUUACUACGGCUGCAGGUAGGGGACAUCUACACCUCUAUCGCCAGUUGCUAAUCGUGGGUCUUCGAGGGGCAGCGUGCUACCCCACCAAUUUGGUCCAGGUUAAGCAAGUAAUACAGGGAAAUGAAGAGACACCCUCAGCCUUCUUAGAAAGGCUCAAGGAUGCUUAUAGGAUGUAUACCCCCUAUGACCCUGAAGAUACAGGGCAAGCUACAAGUGUAUCCAUGUCUUUCAUUUGGCAGUCUAGUCCCGAUAUUAGAAGCAAAUUGCAGAGGCUUGAGGGUCUCCAGGGAUAUACUAUACAAGACUUACUAAAAGAGGCAGAGAAGAUUUUCAAUAAGAGAGAGACUCCAGAAGAAAAAGAGGAAAGAUUAUGGCAGAGAAUGAAAGAUCGGGAGGAUGAAAGAGACAAGAGGAGAAACAAGGAAUUAACUAGGGUGUUGGCCACCAUGGUUCAGGAACAGAAUAGAGAGGGAGACAGGAAGGGAGAACAAUUUAGGGCCAAGGUGGACGGAGACCAAUGCGCCUAUUGUAAAGAACAAGAACACUGGAUUAAGGAUUGCCCCAGGAGGAACAAAGGUCCUAGGAAGCCCAGGCUCCAAACCUCCCUCCUCACCUUAGAGGAUUAG